Molecule: messenger RNA, 1326 nt
Organism: Adineta ricciae
Lineage: Eukaryota; Metazoa; Rotifera; Eurotatoria; Adinetida; Adinetidae
Source: the annotation of a GenBank genome assembly
AUGGAAAUAUUGAGAACAAAUCAUCCGCCCGUACAAUAUGCCACGUCACAUUGUCACAAAUGUGGACGACGGCGUCGUCGUCGUCGUGCCAAAAAUGGGCAACAUUAUCAUCUACCAUUGUACCCAGAGGUUAAUGGCAGAACCGCAAUAGACCCAUUGAUUGAUCAGUUAUUAGCUUAUCAAGAGCCGCAUUUUCCACAUGUUGAUCGUUUUCAUUGUUUAUCACAACCGCAGUAUCAAAGAUCAAAUGUAUCGCUUCAGAAUGUAAUUGGUGGCGCAAACAACCGCAGUAACAUUGAAACACAUACUAAAUCCUCAAUAUCGUCCAACGAUAUUGAAUCACACAUUCCUACUAAUUAUUCAACGUAUGCUACAGGAGUUACUAUCGAUGUUAGAAAAUGUCGACAAGUACCUACAAACAAGAAUGUCCCUGCUGGCGACACUUGUCAAGAAGUAUUAUCUUCAUCUAACACUCCUACAUAUCAAUCAACAUUCCUGUCAUGGCCAUAUAAUGACAAUUACAAUCCAAUUUAUAGUGAAUCAGCUUUGAACCUUUCGAAAGAAACUGAGCUGUUUUCUACAAAAAAUUCAUCGUCGAAUAAUCUUGCAGUUUCUGUUCGUCAACUAACUAAAACUCAAGAUUUAUCCUCCAAUUCUCAUACAAUCUCAGAUCCUUCAACUAUCAGCGCAAUAGAUAAAUAUGAUAAUCACUCAAAAACAUACAACCACACACUAGAGAAUCUUAAAGAAAUCUUAACUAAAAUUCAAAAUGAUUUACUUCAAAUGCCUACACUAUCAGUGCACAAGCCGGCAGAAAAAUCUAGUUUAACUAAAAUAUCAUCUGAUUCUUUAAUAUGUGAGACGAGUAUAUCAACUGUCUCUUCGACAGUCUCACUUUUAAACAAGAAUCUCUCUUCUAUAUCCUCCAGUAAAUCAAUUAUUAAUGUUGACAAUGAUACAUCACAAAUUGAACUAGACUCUCUUGAUAGUAACCGAUGCACCAUCAAUAGAAAAUUACUCAAUCCUGCUCAGAACAUGAAUACAAAUCAACAAGCGAAUGACGACGAAAUCGAUUCCCAGAUUUCUUUUGACUAUACUCCAUCAAGGUCCUCAUCGUAUCGAUUCUCUCGAACCAUUAAACCACACGCGUCUCCGUCAUUCACGUUCUUUUUACAAAUAUUACUGAUUAUAUACCUCAUAAACUAUAUUUUAACAUACUGUUCGGUUGACAAUAGUACGCACUACUCAUCAUCAUUAUUUGUUAGUAAAGCAAAAGAAACAAAAACGCAUGAAACUUACCGAGUGUUCACUUCAAUUAUCGAUUAG